Messenger RNA from Kwoniella shivajii, 1644 nucleotides. RefSeq lists its product as uncharacterized. The transcript has 3 exons. The coding region runs from base 1 to 1644 and encodes 547 amino acids. The record is from RefSeq and is a predicted model, not a curated record. NCBI's taxonomy places the organism in Eukaryota, Fungi, Basidiomycota, Tremellomycetes, Tremellales, Cryptococcaceae.
AUGACUACUUACCUUUCAGCAGCACCGCAACAACAACAUCCUCACCGUCAAUUGCGAACAUUCUCAAACAAAGAAAAUUCACCUUCACCUUCAGUAUUCGAAUUGACCGACAUCGACGCUAUUUCAACUUCGCUUCAAACCUCUUUAUCAGGAGUGACAUCAUCUCUUCGAUCGAAGAAAUCAUCUGCCCCAGGAUUGGGUAUUGGUAGAGCACCAAAAUUCACUUAUCGAAAACAUUCAUCUAAACCGUACGGACGAGUAAGUUCUAUACAAAGAGCCAAGAAACACCUGAAUCGAACAACAUCGUCUUCUUCUACAACGACAACCAAUAAUAACACUAAAUCUAAACCACCUAAAAGAGGAUUGAAGUCUCGUCCUAAACCAAUACCAUCACAUUUACAGAUACAACAAAAUCCUCUUAAACCACACGAUGAGGAUAAGAAAUUAAGUGUUAUGGAUAGAGUCAGAUUGGACAGAUGGAGAAAAUCGAUUUGGAGACCAAACGUUCAAAUACUCAAUCAAACUCAAGAUCAAGGUCAUAAUCAAGAUCAACAACAUCAAUGUCAACCUCAAGUCAGAGUUCCAUUGAUGUUACCUUAUCCUAGGUUCCCACCUGUAUCCAAUAUCGACAAUGAUGAUUUAAGAGAUAUCCCUAUCCAAUACAUACUCGAUCGACUGACACCAAUGCUGCCUUCAAUCUCAACUAUCACCUUAGCUUAUCGACCAUAUGCUACCAUUCAACACCCCGACCCAACAAUUCAAGCUGGUUCCACGCUGGCUUUGGCCAUUCCAGAAAUAAUCGAUGGAUCAAAGCCACAUUGGCGUCAAAAGGCAAGAGGAAGAGAACCUGAUAUGGUUCUUGGUGUUAUGAAGAAAGGUGCUGAAAGUGAAAACGGGAAAAUGGUAAUUCCAGUGAUGUCGACGGUCUUCGCUAGUCAAUGUGCUUAUUGGCCAAGAUUGACAACUCCGCCUUCGGCCUCAUCCUCAUCCACACCUUCUUCUUCCUUCACUGCGCCAUCCGUUGCACCGACCCAAACGCAAUCUGAAGCAGCUGUAUCCGCAAUCUUACCAGCUAUAUUAGAGACAUCUGAAUGUGUUACAUCUUGCGAAUCCGAUAAAUCAUGGUCAUCCGAUUCUGAAUCUGAUUCAGAUAACGAUAACGAUAACGAACGCCCUCAAAUACCUUCACCAAAAAUUGAUGAUCAAGGAUUUUUACAUCUUCCAAUCAUACCAUUGCCAUUACCAUCACCUGAGACAUUUAAUCUCAUACAUCGACAUUUACAUCAUCCCAACCGACCUUUGAUACCUGAUCUUCUAUCCUUACCAGAUACUUGUACGUCAAGAAAGAAUAUCGUGGACGCUUUAUCGGAGUUGACGGUUCAACAAUUAAUGUCGAAAUUGGAGAUCUUACAAGGUGUAUGGCAGAAUUUAUGUUGCUUAGGUAUAGGAAGACUGGGUACGUGGAAACAACUAGGUGAAGCUUGGGCAUGUACGGUCGGUAUCAUCGCUGGAAAUGGAAUGUUACUUAGAGGAACAGAAGAUCAAUCAAAAGAUGGAAAUGGUCAUAGAUCAAAAGUGAGGACUGCGGCGGAAGAAGUAGCUUGGGAGUGGGUAAAAAGGGAAAGGAUUAAAGAAGGACAAUGA